Vigna umbellata (rice bean) is the source of this 444-nucleotide messenger RNA. RefSeq lists its product as uncharacterized. NCBI's taxonomy places the organism in Eukaryota, Viridiplantae, Streptophyta, Magnoliopsida, Fabales, Fabaceae. The record is from RefSeq and is a predicted model, not a curated record.
AUGUUCAAGAAAUUGGGGAUUACCGUUACACUGACUGAAGCAUUACACCAAAUCCCUACAAAUGCAAGAUGGUUGAAAAAACCCCUAAAAAAGAAAAAAUAUGUAGAUGAGGGAAUCCUUGAAGUACAAGGAAAUUGCAGUGUGAUUUAUCAAAAGACACUUCCUCCUAAAGUCAAAGAUCCGGGAAGCUUCACUAUUCCUUGCAAUAUUGGAAACUGUAAAGUAAGGAAUGCUCUAAUUGAUUUAGGGGCUAGUAUCAACUUGAUGCCUUUAUCCAUGCUAAAGAAGAUUGAUGGUCUUGAGGUUAAACCGACAAAGAUGGUGUUGCAAAUGACGGAUAGAUCUACCAAGAGUCCCUAUGGCAUAGUAGAGGACGUUGUGGUGCAAGUUGAUAAAUUAAAAUUCCCGGUGGAUUUUGUGGUAAUAGAGAUGGGGAAGAUUUGA